AUGGAAGUUCUGGAGGCCAGUGAUGAGGGAAAGGAGAAAUCCAAAUUUAAAGGCUUCAAGAGAUUUUUUGGCAAGAAGAAGAAAAAAGAGCCUGAAGAUGCCCAGGGAAAGAGGAGGCUCAAACCAAGCUUGUCCAGUGACAGUAUUAACAUCUCUUCUGUGAAGCCAGUUUGGGAAGGUCAACAAACCAAGCCUGGGGCCAAGAGCAGCAUGGGGAACAAAGCCCUGUCCCAUGACAGCAUCUUCAUGUUGGAGUGUGAGUCUGAAAGAUCAGGAAGCAGAAUAUGCCCCUCUCCAGAGGUCCAGAGAGGCAGACUGCUUCAGAGAUCUCAUGAUUUUAGAACUCUGCCUAGAGCUUGGACUGGUAGUACGCAUGGGGCUGUGCCCAGAAGUGGAGUCUGGGUUGCAGGCACCAAGAUCACUGAGAUCCCACCAUGGCGCCCACGCCAACCCAGCAUCAGCCCACCUCUUAUUCGAUCUGACACAGUCUCUAAGGAUUUUGAAGAAAUCUCUGCUGAUGAUGAGUCACCGAAGAGCCCACGAAAGAAGGGUUCAUCACACAUGAUCUUGACAUUGAAGAAGAGUUCCCUGCAGCAUAGCACUCAGAGAUCAGAAACUUCAAAUCUAGAUGAACCACUUCCAAUAGAACCAAAGCAGGAGAAGCCAAGCCUUCCACUGGCUUCUGAAGAAGAGAAAAGCACAACCGAACCGAAGGAAGCUGACCAAAAGAAGGCGAAAAAAGACAGUACAGGUGCCUCAGGCUGGGAACAGAGAAACAAAACUGGGAUUUAUGAACAGAAGACAACAGAUCAGGCUGCAAACAGAGAUGCUGCUGAGAGUCAGGGCUACCCAUUUCCAGCAGCAUACAGAAGACAAUGUGGAAGAAGAGGCUCAAGUACUUCAGAAGCAAGUGAGCAUGGAUCCAAAGGAAGAAGCUUUAAACCAUCCAGUCGAGCACUUGGCCUAGGUAAUGGAGCUGGGUCCCCACCUGCCGGUAAGACUGCCAGGGAUUUCCUUUCCUGGCACCUGACCUUGGAAAAGCAAGUCAUGGAGCAGCCCCCAACGGCACGAACAGAAAGCGCUACUCCUCAGGAGCUGCUUUCAGAUAAAGAUGACAUGGGAAGGAGAAAUGCCGGUACAGAUUUUGAAGCCAGAAAAGCAUCAGCAUCACAACCCAUACCUGAAGACAUGGAAGCGUCCAUGGUUAGUGGUCUGUCACCAUCCCAUGAAGAUGGGGCUUCUGGAGCCAAGAAGACAGAAGCCGGAGCUGCUCUUUUACCCGUGGUAGGAAGCCCUUCUACAACCCAAGAUAUUUUCUCAGUGACACUGGAGGAUCAGGGGUUUCUGGAUCCUUCUCAUAGCCAGUCAGAAGAGGAAGAAGCGUCCAGCUUUGAUUUGAAAAGUGUCCAAUUUAAAAUGAAGUCAGAUCAAGAUACCUACAAAGAAAAGUCUCCUGGAAACGUUCUCCAGGGCUUUACAGCAAGCAUUUCAGAUACCGUGAGAGCUUUGGUAGAGGGAGGUAUUUCUGCAGAGAGGCUGCCUCCCAGAAGCCUUUCCCCGUCCUCGGGGAAGCUGAAAGCUGAAGCCGUUGCCUCAGAUUCAGAGAGCACUUCAGAGGCGGGCAGUCGUCCGGAGCAGCAGCUGGCUCCUGGAUAUUUUUUCCAGCCUUCGAAGAAGCACAAGAAUGAACAAGAAGUCUUCCCAGAAUCAGAAAGUUUUGUCGUGCAGAUGAGCAGUUCCGAUGAGCAGCUGGCUCCCAGAUGCGCUUCCCAGGCUUUGGGGGAGCCUGAAGAUGAAGUCUCCACAGGGUCAAAUAGUUACGUCGAAAAGUACAGUAGUGCUGAGGAUUGGAGCAGCUGUGAGGAAAAUCAGCCUCCCAGACCCCCUUCGCAGGCCUUGGGGAGGCCCAAAGACCAAAAAGAAGUCUCCUGGGCUUCAAAGAACGUACCUGGAGUGUGGGGUGCUUCUGUGCAGCAGACGCCGACCAGGCACCCUUUCCAGUCCUGGGUGGGCCCUACAUCCGAGCAACAAGCAGGUCCGGAGAGCGCUGCUGCGGAGUGGGGCAUUUCCAUGGAGCCGCGGCCUCCCAGAGUGACUUCUCAGGCCCCGAUGAGACCAGUAGUCAAACAACCAAUCUCUGCAGGUCCAGAGAGUGUCGACAUUGAAGGGGGUGCUUCUACCAAGCUGCUGCCUUCCGAACAUUCCCAGUCCACUGUGAGACCUAAACUCCAGCAAAUGUCAAGUUUUGAGGGUGCUGCUGUUGAGGUGGGCAUUUCUGGGAGGUCACUGCCUCCCAAAUAUCCUGCCCAGUCGGUUAAAAAGUUUAAAGUUGAGGAAAUGUCCUCACGUCUAGAGAGCAUGGCAGUUGAAGAAGGCAUAUCUAAGGAAUCGCUGCUUUCCAAUCAUCUUUUCCAGUUGUUCAUGAAGUUUAUGGUCCAGCAAGUCUUUUCAGAGAGCCCUUCUACCGAGGAGGGAAUCUAUGAGGAUCCUCUGUCUUCAAAUCAACCUUCCAAAUCUUUGUCGAGGCCUAAAGUCGAGCACCAAGUUUUCUCAGGCUACGAGGGUACCGAUAUUGAGGGAGGCAUUUUUUUGAAGCAGCUGCCUACGAAAAGCCCUUUACCGUGCUUGGGGAGGCCUGAAGGCCUGCAAGAAGUCUUCUCACGUUCAGAGAGCACUCCUGUAAAGUGGAGUAGUUCUAAAGAGCAGCUGCCUGGCAGACACCCUGGCCAAGCCGAAGAUGAGGCUGAAUUUCAGCCACAGGCUUUCUCAGCAGGCCCGGUGAGUGCACCUGCGGAGUGGAGCGGCUCGGAGGAGCACCUGCGUCCCAGACACCCUUUUCAGGCUCCUGCAGUCCCUGCACAUCAGCAACAGGCGUAUUCAAGUCCCAUGAGUGCUGCUGCUGAGGGAACCACUUUGGAGAGCGAUCCUAGCUGCUGGUCCCUAUGGAGAGACCCAGCUUCUCCAAACAAAACCAAGAAACACAGCCAAGGCUCCGAAGACCUCAUUAAGAACAUCCUGAUUCCUGCUACCAAACCUGUGAAGUUCACCGAUGCUCCUGUCUGGCAAACGUCCACUUCUGGGGGCACUUACUCUGAGGAGGAAGUUCUUGAGAGUGAUGAUCAAGAUAACAGCCAUUCAAAUUCAUCCACCAAUUGGGCUGACAUUGAAAACGUUUUUGGGGUCCGACUGAGAAAAACCUCUUCCUCACAGAAGUAUAAGGGUGAGAAAAAAGACUUUACCAAGCUUCCUUCUGUUUCCCAAAGGGGAAAAGCUCCUGGUCGACAGUCAGAUCAUGCCACCUCAGAGCCAACUUGGAUAACCAUGAUAAAGCAGAGGCAGGGGAGUUUCCAGGCCAACAUUCCUGUGAAAGAGCCAAAAACCAAGAAUAGAGCUGGAGCCAAGGCUGAGACUAAGGAACCUAGAUAUGGGAGAACUGGCCUUGCAGAUGAAAACCAACCAAGGAGGGUUUUCACUUCUGUCAACAGACGGGAGAAGAUGGCACCGAAGCCACCGAAGUCUACCAAAGCAGUGGGAUUCGAAGAUGAGAAGAUAUUUCAAGUACCUUCUAUGGAAAAAGAAACCAGAAGGUCUUCAACUCUCCCAGCCAUGCUACAACAGCCGGCUGAGCCAGUCUGGUUCUCCCUGGCCAAGAAGAAAGCCAAAGCAUGGAGCCAUGUAACAAAACUCAUGCAAUAA
Molecule: messenger RNA, 3696 nt
Organism: Eubalaena glacialis (North Atlantic right whale)
Lineage: Eukaryota; Metazoa; Chordata; Mammalia; Artiodactyla; Balaenidae
Product: KIAA1210 ortholog
Exons: 12
Coding region: 1-3696 (1231 amino acids)
Source: RefSeq, a predicted model, not a curated record